This is a messenger RNA of Xenia sp. Carnegie-2017, 2072 nucleotides long. RefSeq names its product influenza virus NS1A-binding protein homolog. NCBI's taxonomy places the organism in Eukaryota, Metazoa, Cnidaria, Anthozoa, Malacalcyonacea, Xeniidae. The coding region runs from base 264 to 1799 and encodes 511 amino acids. The record is from RefSeq and is a predicted model, not a curated record. Gene Ontology annotation, molecular function: protein binding; zinc ion binding. The transcript has 2 exons.
GAACAAUUGAAAGAUAUCAAAAACACUGUUUAUUCAUACAGUCUCAGUAAAAAAGAAUGUAAAACCUUGGCUCCACUUCCAUAUCCUAAAGCAAGACAUGUUUUGGGAAAAUAAAAACCCGAGGAGGUCAUCUUGUCAAAGACAUUCAAGAAUCGAUAAAAAGAUGGAAGAUAUGCAUAAAGAAAAUGAAAACAUUAUUUCAUGAAACAGAAAUACGAACAUACAAUGUAAACUUUGUCAGUAAAUUAUAAAAGUCUUCAACAAUGGCUACAAAUGACUCGAAAGGUGGAUAUGAACAGGAGAGAUUUGCCGAUAAAGUUCAUCCAAGAUUUGAAUGUCCUAUAUGUUUUAAAGUAUUUAAGGAUCCUGUUCAAUGUCCAAAUCAGCAUUAUUUCUGUCGUUCUUGCAUCGAAAGAUGUCUGCAUACUUCGAACAAAUGUCCUCAAUGUAAUUGUCAAAUCACGUCGGAGACAUUGCAGGAUAUACCUAGAAUUGUCACCGAAAUGUUAGAAGAUGUUGAUAUUCGCUGUAAGAAUGUUAACCGUGGUUGUCCUGAAAUUAUGAAGCUUCAAUUUCUCCAGCGUCAUCAGAAGAACUGUGGUUAUUCACCUACACCUUGUAGAAAUGAAGGUUGUGACGAAGUCGUUAAUAGAAACGAGAUUGAAGAACAUGAAAGUGAACGAUGUGAGUUCCGUCUUAUCGAUUGUGAAGAAUGCAAAAUGAUUCUCGUAUUUAACCAUAGGCGUUCUCAUCCAUGUUUCAUGAGGAAGGAAAUUGACGAGUUAACGAAAAGAUUGGAGAUGUUUGAAAAGAGUCAAGAUGACAGGGUUAAGCAUGUUGAAGAGCAAGUGAGGUUAAGUCGUAAUGAAAUGAAGUUUCUUACAACAGAAACGACAGAAAGAUGUAAUUUUCUUACGGGAAAAGUAAAGAUUUUUGUUUGCGGAGGUUAUGAUGGGAAGUAUAAUUUAAAUUCUGUGGAGUCUUUCAACUGGGAUUUAAAUUGUUGGAAACUGGAACCAAAAAUGAAAGAACUACGAUCUAGAGCAACUGCAUUUGUUCAUGGUCGAGAAAUAUUUGUCUGUGGUGGUUCCAAUAGGAAACAGCUGUUAGAAAAUAUUGAAAGUAUAAAUGUGGAUGGAAAAUUGCAAUGGAAAAUAUCUCAUAUCAUGUUACCAAGACAUUGUUAUGGACAUAGUAUGAUUUACCAUAAUGAUAAUGUGAUUAUGAUUGGUGGAUAUAAUAGUAACGAAGCCUUUGAUACAAUCUACAGUAUUCAACUAAAUCCUCCACAUACGACAAAAUUAUUGGCGCAAAUACCAGAGCCAAGAUUUUACCAUGGCUCUAUUCUCAUUGGCGACGAUGUUUUAGUAUUUGGUGGGGGAAUAUCUGCUGGAUUAAAACAUAUUAAGAACACUGUUUAUUCAUACAGUCUCAGUAAAAAGGAAUGCAAAACCUUGGCUCCACUUCCAUAUGCUGUAAGUGCCAUGGGUAUAGUUAGCUAUAAAGGUAAUGCAAUCUUGAUUGGAGGUGUAAAUGAUAAUGAUGAAAGACUAGAUAAAGUUUUGAUGUAUGAUGUGAAAACAGGACAAACUACAAUGCUUCCUUCACUUAAUCAUAAAAGAUGUGCAUGUUCAGCAGUUAUCAUUGGAAAUAUUAUUGUUGUGGUUGGUGGGUUUGACGAGGAAUCGUAUCUUAAUUCCGUUGAAUGUCUUGAUAUGAGUACAAACAUCUGGAGAGAACUACCUCCUAUGUUGACCAAACGAGAAUUUUCUGCUGCAAUUGUUUCUCCAAUUUAUUAAAAAUUUAAAUACUAAAACAUACAUGUUUUAUGCUUCACUAAAAUAAUUUUUGCCGGUCGUAAAAUGAAACAACCAUUUUAGAAACUUAAGUCUGUAGUUUAAAGUACAGCGUUUUUGCUCGAACAAGGCGCCUACCUCUUUUAUCGUAGCCAUUUUAAGAAAUGUCAAUUUUCAUGUGAUUUAUAUUACUGAUAAACUGUUAACAUGUACGUAACUUAUAAUGCAAUGUAAAUAAUUAUCUUAAAGUUUCUAAAACUAUAUUUUGCAACAGUA